GGAGGGAGUUCGGCAACCGCUUCGCGCAGCUCACCGUCUUCGACGCCGAGGCUCGGCACGAAGCAGAGGCUCGGCAGGGGGGCGGCGCAGGUUCGGUGGCGACGACCCUGCGAUUCCUUGCGUUUUUAGAGGACGACGAGUCGAUAAAAAAGUCGCAGUGGGAGGGGUGGGGCGAGGCGGAGUUCAGUGACCUUUUCGCCCAGGGGAGUUAAAGCUCAAGUGCCUCAUCUGGCCCGGCCACGACGCUUAUAUGCAAUCGCUUGAGCCUGCUUAUAUCGUGAAUGCCGUGGCAGCAAACAACUACCUCUGGCACAACAUUAUAGAAUGUCCACUCCCACCAUACACCGAGCUUACUUCUAACGAGACAGCCUCAAACGAAUCAUCCGACUCCCUUUCUCUCUCAACUGACCCCCCUGCGUCGUUACCAGAGCGGUUGAGAACGGUGGAGGGGCGGCGGUGGGGCGUGCAGCGUGGGCAGCAGGUGCAGGUGCAGCUGGUGGCGGCAGAGGCUGGCGCCGACCUGCGCAUGGCGCCGCUGCUGCUGUGCCGCGCCGACCACGACAAGCGCACCCUCGCCUCCUCCCCGCACUCGCUCUCCCUCUCCGCCUCCCCUCUCCACACCACCACUGCUGCUGCCUGGCCCGUCCCUCCCUCCAUUCCCCCGCCCUUUCCCUUCACUGCAGUUGAGCGGGAGUUGGCUGCUGUGGCU
Closterium sp. NIES-67 is the source of this 709-nucleotide messenger RNA. The record is from the annotation of a GenBank genome assembly. NCBI's taxonomy places the organism in Eukaryota, Viridiplantae, Streptophyta, Zygnematophyceae, Desmidiales, Closteriaceae.